AUGGCCAGCGACGCGGCCCGGGAUGCCUUACGGCUACCCCGCGAAGAGGCUGUUAUCAACCAGGGCCUCGAGGAGCUCUCGCUGACCCCAAACUCUGGGUCACCACCAAGAUCACCGCCUCCGCCGGCGUCUUUGUCGACAAGGAUUACCAGCAACGGUGUUGUAUCCAUAGAUAUAACGUCUAGAUUUACGGCUGCAGCUUCGACUCUUGAACCGGGAGACAUUGUCAAGGAUGGCUACUUUACACUUUUCGAGUCCGUUGGUGCCUUGGAGAUAAUGAACCCGAAAAUGGACAGCGGCUGCGUCUCAGCGGAAGAGUUGGUGGACAAUGAUCACCAGCAACUUAUGCGCUCGCUGCUUCCGGCCGAAGUGAUUGGCAUUAUCGAUCAGCUUUUAUCUCAUGCCGUCCUUCGAGCAUACUGCAUCGCCGUGAUAAAGACGGUGGGAGAUAUUAUUACCAGCUUCAAAAGUGAAGUGUACUACGAGGAAGAGGACAUUGCGACAAACACGUAUCACUUGUCUCUGCUCGAAGACGUGGGCCGCGACGAAAUCCGCCAGGUGCUCCAGGAAGCGCGCGCGGCCAUCGUCGAAGUCGGGGACGCUUGGGCGGACACCGUGUCUCUGGCCCUGGAGGCACGGCUUGACUUCCGCGAGACGUUUCUCACGGCCAUUGAGCUGGCCGAACUGCGGAUACGCCCCGAUGCCUUGAAAGUACCGUGGACGCAAAUGACGGACGCAGUCAAGAACAUUAAAGAGUCCCACGAUCUAGGGAUUGCAGUCCCUGCGGCAUUCAACACGAAAAUGCAAGGCCUUUUGGCCAGCACUAUGCCUCCACGGCCGAUUGUGCAGCCCAGUUUCGAAGACGCUGUUGAGCAAUGGUCUCGGUUCUCCACGGACGGUGCUGAGGCGGUGGGCAUCCUCGCGUACGAAGAUCCCCAAAGUUUACUGAAUUUUGUCCUUACGUUUCAAGCCAAGAAGCCACAGCCGCUCGCGUACAUACGGGUGCUAAUGCAAAGUUUCAUCUUUGCUGAAAACAUCAUGCUUGGCGAGCAUAGCAUACGACAGAUUAUGGACGACGACCUGUCGAUCGUGGUGCUUCCAGCCAACAUUCUUCUUGACCCGAUCAAUGACGAGAUCGAGGUGGCCAGGGACCCGCGCUUUGCUCUUGCCAAACAUAUGGAGGAGUUCCGGAUACGGUCGUUCCCCGCGUACCUGGAAAUCUUUCGAACGCUCUGCCAGAAUCGAAGUCGUGCGCGGCGUAUGAUGUGCCACAUUCUCCACGAGUGGGAGCGCGUGCAGAUGGACGUGGAAGAAAUUGACAACCUCGUGGAGUCAACCCUAAACGAGAUCCCGGAGAAUAGUCUCUUGGCCGGUACCGGGCCCGGCGACAAGCCGCUGCCGCUUUCUUCGUGGGCCUUCCUCUACAAGAUCCGGCUGAUGGAGUGGGUCGUCCAGCUCGGCUUUGAGCUAGAAAUCUACCAAGCAGACGAGCUAGCCGGCAUGUACUGGUACCUCAGCUACCUCGCCAAGAGGCGAGUGAUGCACUGUGAGCGCAUCCGAGGCUUCACGCUGCGCAGCCAUGGAGAGAUGCGGCAGCGGGGUGGCGGCCGGGCCUUGCCGGGCGACCAGGAGGCCGUGAUGACGAAAUCGCUGACGUUUUUGCGGACGAUGAUGCUCGAUGCGUCCGUGACGUGGGAGCUGGCCGAUGCACUGUCCUGUCUAUACGCCGCGCUGCACCGCACGGGGCUUCUCAAGACUCCUGUGCGGCCUUACAGCACGGACGAGUUGCGGUACGAGCUUCGUAUGCGGCCCUUUGCGGCCAUUGGACUACCUGCGCUGCCGUCCUUUGAGACGUUUCAGAAGGAAGCGCAGCAAAGCACCUCGAGUAUCAAGGCCAUUCUGGACUAUGCCGAGAAAGCACUGGGUGGCGCCAAGAAGGGCUGCGAGGCGCUAACGCGCUUCACCGAGGCAGAAGCCUUUUCGGCCCAUCACCACGAACGGUGGCUGUCAGGCACCAAGGGCAUGCACAAAUCGGCGAUAUUUGCGGGCCUCGCGGUUGCAUCUCUUAAGCGGGAGGUGGUUCGGGUCGAAAUGGAUGCCCGUAAUAGCGUGGGCAACGGAGCAGAAAGCGACGUAGGAGCGGCGGCACUGAAGCUCACGGCGCAGGUCCCGAAACCUGACAAGUGCUACCAUGAGUGGUGGAUCGUCCCAAAGGUGGCAUCAGCCACGUCGUCGUGA
Sporothrix brasiliensis 5110 is the source of this 2238-nucleotide messenger RNA. Its product is annotated as amino-acid n-acetyltransferase subunit. The transcript is spliced from 7 exons. Gene Ontology annotation, biological process: N-terminal peptidyl-methionine acetylation. The record is from RefSeq and is a predicted model, not a curated record. Gene Ontology annotation, cellular component: NatC complex. Bases 1 to 2238 code for a protein of 745 amino acids. NCBI's taxonomy places the organism in Eukaryota, Fungi, Ascomycota, Sordariomycetes, Ophiostomatales, Ophiostomataceae.